This is a messenger RNA of Bombus impatiens (common eastern bumble bee), 158 nucleotides long. RefSeq lists its product as uncharacterized. Lineage: Eukaryota; Metazoa; Arthropoda; Insecta; Hymenoptera; Apidae. The record is from RefSeq and is a predicted model, not a curated record.
UGUUUCUUUGGUAUGGCGUUGGUUUAAUGUCAACAAUUCUACUUAUUCGAUGCUGCGUCACUUACCUGGAUCAUUCCUACAACGUCAUCCAAUUCUUCGAUGUGCCUUGGAUACUUACUACGGUUGCCUUCAAUCGUCUUACAUCUGUGGCUAUAAAG